AUGUCGCAUCUCCAACGUGCUACGGCCCUCUGGGCAUCCCUCGUCGCCCUUUCCUGGUCCGUCGCCGGAAACCCCAUCGUCAGCACCAACACCGCCCCGGCGCAGAUUGACCUCCGCAGUGGCACCCCCUCCGACCAGCACAAGAGCAGCCUACCCGCCGUCUGGCCGCCCCCGCAGGAAAUCUCCGUCUCCGCGGGCGCCUGUGCCGUGCGUCUCAAUGGUGCCGUCACCAUCGUCACCGGCAACGCCACCGACGCGCCGGCCAUCGAGGCCGUGAAGGCCAUCGUCGCCGGCGCCGGCGGCACUGCCACGGUCUCACCCCGCGCAUCCGUCAAAGGCACGCAAAUCUACCUCGGCACCGACGCCGACGCCGACGCCGCCGCCGCCGCCAAGGCGCUCACCGGCGAUUCGGCGGGGUCCCUCGCCGCCGAGGGCUACGUGCUGGGCGUCGGCAAGUACGACGGGCGGCCCGCCGUGGUGCUCAACGGCGUCGAUGCGCGCGGCACCUAUUACGCUGCACAGACCCUCCGCCAGCUCGUUGGCGACGCGCGCGGCGUCCCCGGCGGUGUCAAGAUCCGCGACUGGCCGCUGAUGCCGAUCCGCGGCUCCAUCGAGGGCUUCUACGGCAUCCCCUGGUCGCACCAGGCGCGCAAGGACCAGCUCGCCUUCUACGGCCGGCGCAAGAUGAACACGUACGUGUACACGCCCAAGGGCGACCCGUACCUGCGCGCCACCUGGCGGGAUCUCUACGGCGGCGCCGACCUGGACAACCUGCGGGACCUGGUCCAGACCGCCAACGCGAACCACGUCGACUUCACCUACGCCCUCUCGCCCGGCCUGGACCUCUGCUACACCUCCGACGCCGACUUCAACGCCACCGUCGCCAAGUUUGAGCAGCUGCGCGCGCUCGGCGUGUCCAGCUUCUACGUCGCGCUCGACGACAUCUCGCUCAAGUUCCACUGCGACUCGGACACGGCCAAGUUCCCGAACAAGGGCGACUGGCACUGGAUCGCCGACGCGCAGGCGUUCUACCUCAACCGCGUGCAGAAGGAGUACAUCAAGGCGCACGAGGGCCUGGCGGACCUGCAGACGGUGCCGACCAACUACGCCGGCAGCGCGCCGGACCCGUACAAGGGCGAGUUCGGCAAGCAGCUCGACAAGAACAUCCGCGUGCAGUGGACCGGCGAGGGCGUCUUCUCCGACGAGAUCACCGUGGAGAGCGUCGUCCGGGCCGGCGCGACGUACGUGACGGACAAGCUGUUCAUCUGGGACAACUUCCCGGUCAACGACAACAAGCCGACACGGCUGUUCCUGAAUCCGCUGACGGGGCGCGCGCCAGACUUGUACAAGCACAUGAUCGGGUUCACGUCGAACCCGAUGGUGCAGUCGUACGCGUCCAUGAUCGCGCUCGGCAACUACGGCGAUUACGCGUGGAACGGCCCGGCCUACGCGGCGCAGGACUCGUGGGCCGCCGUCGUCCGGGAGCUCGCCGGCGACGACGGCAAGGUGCGCGAGGCCCUGGCCGCGUUCGCGGACAUCAACCAGAACUGGCCGUACCGCAACAGCACCGAGAGCGCGCCGAAGCUCAGCGCCGCCAUUGCCGCAUUCUGGGCCGCUCGCCGGUCCGGCGGGUCCGGCGGCAAGCAGGGCGGGGGCGCGCUGGAGAGCAGGCUCGAGCUCAUCGCGGGCGUCCCGGACGCGCUCCCCGGCAUGGCCAUGAAGCCGUUCGCCCCCGAGGUGGCGCCCUGGACGGCCGUGGCGAUGCAGUGGGCCAAGGCGAGCCAGCACGCGCUCACGAUGCUGGCGGCGGUGGACGCCGGCGACAAGGACAGGGCGGAUGAGGAGUUCAAGGCGGUGCAGGCGUGGGUGGACAAGACAAAGGCCAAGACGGUGAGCAGUCUGGGGGAUGACGGCAAGGUAGUGCCCAACUCGAUCACACCGACGACGGGCGACGGGGUAUUUGAUGCCUUUAUCGCGAACGCGACGGCUAUUUACAAGGGUCAAUAA
Molecule: messenger RNA, 2007 nt
Organism: Cordyceps fumosorosea ARSEF 2679
Lineage: Eukaryota; Fungi; Ascomycota; Sordariomycetes; Hypocreales; Cordycipitaceae
Product: Beta-N-acetylglucosaminidase
Exons: 1
Coding region: 1-2007 (668 amino acids)
Source: RefSeq, a predicted model, not a curated record